Molecule: messenger RNA, 1059 nt
Organism: Molossus molossus (Pallas's mastiff bat)
Lineage: Eukaryota; Metazoa; Chordata; Mammalia; Chiroptera; Molossidae
Gene: MAGEA10
Product: MAGE family member A10
Exons: 1
Coding region: 1-1059 (352 amino acids)
Biological process (GO): negative regulation of transcription by RNA polymerase II
Cellular component (GO): nucleus
Source: RefSeq, a predicted model, not a curated record
AUGCCUCGAGUUCCCAAACGACCACGCUACAUGCUUGAGAUUCCUGAGGCUGAGGAAGAAGAUUCUUCCUCAUCUUCUUCCACCUGCUCCUCCUCUUUUCCUUCCUCUUUCUCCUCUUCCUCUUCCUCUUGCUAUCCUCUGAUUUCAAGUACCCCAAGCACCCCGGAGGAGGAGGUCCAUGCUGCUGCUGGGACACUGAGUCCUCCCCAGAGCCCUCCAAGUGUCUGCCCCUCCCCCACUGUUGUUGCCUCUGCUGCUCCAUUGAGCCAAUCCAGCAGUCAAGAAGAGGAGAAUCCAAGUACCUUGCAGGCCCUGCCAGACACAGAGUCCUUACCCAGAUAUGUGAUUGAUGCUAAGGUAGCUGAUCUGGUAGGGUUCCUGCUCCUGAAGUAUCGCACAAAGGAGCUGACCACAAAGGCAGAAAUGCUGAGUAGCAUCAUCAAAGAGUACCAGGACCACUUUGCUGUAAUCUUUAGUGAAGCCUCUGAGUGCAUGCAGCUGGUUUAUGGCAUUGAUGUGAAGGAGGUGGACCCCACCAGCCACUCCUAUGUCCUAGUCACCAACCUGGGCCUCACCUAUGAUGGGAUGGUUAGCAAUGAGCACAAUAUGCCCAAGACUGGCCUUCUGAUACUCAUCCUUAGUAUAAUCUUCACGGAGGGUGAUUGUGUCCCUGAAGAGGAGAUAUGGGAAGCACUGAAUGUCAUGGGGGUGCAUGCUGGGAGGGAGCAUUGCAUCUAUGGGGAGCCCAAGGAGCUCAUCACUAAAGUUUGGGUGCAGGAACAGUACCUGGAGUACCGGCAGGUGCCUAACAGCGAUCCUGCCUGCUACGAAUUCCUGUGGGGUCCCAGAGCUCAUGCUGAAACCAGCAAGAUGAAAGUCCUGGAGUUUUUGGCCCAGAUAAAUGGAAGUGACCCCAGAUCCUUUCCAUACUGGUUUGAGGAGGCUUUGAGAGAUGAGGAACAGAGAACUCAGGCCAGAAUUGGCACCAUAGCUAAUACUACUGCCAUGGCCAGUGCAAGUUCUUGUGCCAUAUCCAGUAGCUUCUUCUACCCUGAGUGA